AUGCGCUAUCAACAGCUGAAGAUCUAUCAUGGGCUUUGCCCUCAAAAGAAGGCCCCCAAGCCUCGCUAUGCAACCCUGAGGACUCUGUAUCUUCCAGACUCGCACGGGACCGAGAUCCUUGACGCAGCAGCUCUGGUACUGUACUUUCCAAACCCAGAGACAGUCACUGGCGACGAUGUGUUGGAGUUGCAUGUUCACGGGGGCAGCGCAACUGUGAAAGCUGUUCUGUCAGCAAUCCCCAAAUGCAUCGGCGAGGGACAUAUACGAUAUGCGGAACCUGGGGAGUUCACGAAGCGGGCAUUCCUCAAUGAUCGUCUCGACCUUGCGCAAGUGGAGGCGCUGAGUGAGACUCUCUCGGCUGAAACUGAGCAACAGCGACGAGCUGCGGUGCGUGGUAGCUCGGGUUCUUUGGGACGUACUUACGAAGAAUGGCGGCUGAAGCUCUUGCAAGCUCGCGCUGAGAUGGAGGCGCUCAUUGACUUUCAAGAGGACCAGCACUUUGACGAGUCUCCGACGUCUCUUGUCAGCAAUGUGACUGAUCAAGUCAAGGCGAUUCUCAAGAGUAUAAAUAUACAUGAACUAGCCAGCGAACGCAGCGAGCUACUCCGAAACGGCAUCAAAGUCGCCCUCCUCGGCCCACCAAACGCCGGCAAAAGCUCGCUCAUGAACCUACUCGUCGGCAGAGAGGCAUCGAUCGUCUCAGGCGAGUCUGGAACAACACGCGAUAUCAUCGAGGCCAAUCUCGAUAUCCGCGGCUACCUGUGCACCUUCGCAGAUACAGCUGGGUUCCGGACCCUUACCGAAACUGGCCGCACAGACCCGAACCAGCCUGGCGCAAAGAUAGGGGCUAUCGAGGAUGAGGGCAUCCGCAGGGCGAAGGCGAAAGCCCUGCAAUCUGAUGUCAUCAUCGUGCUCGCCUCCGUGGAACAGGGUCCAAGUGGUGGCUUCGAGCUCUGCUACGAUCUCGAAACACUGAAGCUCGCAGCGGACUGCCAGGAACGCAUGGUGGUAGUGAACAAGAGAGACGCGGUCUCUAAGCAAGACCUUCGUGCCCUCGUCGACGCCUUCAGAGACACGACGUUGAGGCAAAUCCCCGGGCUCGAAGACGUCCAGCCCGUGCCCAUCUCGUGCAAGGAGGCGGAGGCGCAGAUUCAGAGUUCUGACCACCAGGCUGAUCCUGAUCCUGAUCCGGGCGGGAUCCGCCUCGUGGCGGACCGAUUGGUCUCAUCCUUCCAGGAUAUGACAUCGCUGCCCGCCACCUUGCAGGACUUGCAUGGCGUGACCGAGCGCCAGCGGCAGCUCCUCAUGCAGUGUCGAGGCGGCCUGGAGGGCUACGCGGACACGGUCGGCAGCGUCGAUGGCGGGUAUGAGGAAGAUGGGGCCGGGGAGGUCCCUGAUAUCGACAUUACCAUGGCGGCCGAGCACCUCCGGUACGCAGCGGGCUGCUUGGGACGUAUCACGGGACGUGGCGAGGCGGGUGAUGUUGAGGAGAUCCUCGGGGUUAUCUUUGAGAAGUGA
Molecule: messenger RNA, 1518 nt
Organism: Anthostomella pinea
Lineage: Eukaryota; Fungi; Ascomycota; Sordariomycetes; Xylariales; Xylariaceae
Source: the annotation of a GenBank genome assembly